CAGAGCCGCAUUCCAGUCCGUUCAUUACGGCGGGGAGCCGAGCUAGCACGCGCUCACCACAGCGGAUACGCUCUCGAGGUUUGGGGGAAUUUUAGCUAUGGCGAGGACGUGUACUCCGAGGAUCACUUGAAAGAAAGGCCUGUGGAUGUCGAGUUGUUGCAUAUGAUGAACUAAAUGACUGCUUCGAGAAGAGGAGAGAAAAGGACACUGGAUCAAUAAGAGCACUAUUUCUGCACUCUCUUGUUGUUUGGAGAUAUAUAUAUAUAUACAUAUACAUAUAAAUAUAAAUCUAAAGUACAGGGGUAGUGUAUAAGAGACUGACGCAGAGCCCAAUCUACCCCUGUGUGGAAUAGAGCUGAUAUGUGGUCUCAGCCAGGGGCACACUGUGCCCUUAUUGGGCUGUUCACCCUCUCCUUCAUCCUUUUACCUUGUGGAAGAGCCACAGAGCCUUUCCAAUCCUUCUCUCCAUUAGAAUGGGGCUUGACCCACUUAGCCAUUCAUAAUACCACUGGUGAGGUGUACGUUGGUGCUGUUAACUGGAUCUACAAACUCUCAAGCAACCUGACUAUGCUGAGGAAUCACAUGACUGGCCCAGUUGUGGACAAUGAGAAGUGCUAUCCUCCUCCGAGUGUCCAGUCCUGCCCCCAUGAGCUGGCUCAAACCAACAACGUCAACAAGCUGCUGCUGGUGGAUUACGGCCAGAACCGCCUCAUUGCCUGUGGAAGCGCCUCGCAAGGUAUCUGCCAGUUCUUGCGCCUGGACGACCUCUUCAAACUGGGCGAACCCCACCACCGCAAGGAGCACUAUCUGUCCAGCGUGGCCGAGUCGGGGACCAUGUCGGGUGUCAUCAUCUCCGAAGGUACUCUCAGUAAGCUCUUCAUCGGCUCGCCCAUCGACGGCAAAUCCGAAUACUUCCCGACCCUCUCGAGCCGCAAGCUGAUGGCCAACGAGGAGAACGCGGACAUGUUCAGCUUUGUCUACCAGGAUGAGUUUGUUUCCUCGCAGCUCAAGAUCCCUUCAGACACGCUGUCCAAGUUCCCGGCCUUCGAUAUCUUCUACAUCUACGGCUUCAGCAGCGAGCAGUUUGUAUACUACCUUACUCUGCAGCUGGACACUCAGCUGACCUCGCCAGACGCCAGCGGCGAGCAGUUCUUCACUUCCAAAAUCGUGCGGCUUUGCGUCGACGACCCGAAGUUCUACUCCUACGUAGAGUUCCCCAUCGGUUGUACCAAGGAUGGCGUGGAAUAUCGCCUAAUCCAGGACGCCUACCUGAGCAAGCCGGGCAAACAGUUGGCUAACUCUCUGGGGGUGUCUGAGAACGAGGACAUCCUGUUCACUGUGUUUUCUCAGGGCCAGAAAAACCGGGCCAAACCUCCGAAAGAGUCAGCGUUGUGUCUCUUCACACUGAGACGCAUUAAAGAAAAGAUCAAAGAGAGGAUCCAGUCCUGCUACAGAGGAGAAGGCAAAUUGUCUCUGCCUUGGCUAUUGAACAAGGAACUCGUAUGCAUCAACUCGCCCCUACAGAUUGAUGACAAUUUCUGUGGCCAGGACUUCAACCAGCCUUUGGGUGGCACCACCACCAUCGAGGGUAUACCACUAUUCAUAGAUAAGGAUGACGGCAUGACCUCGGUGGCAGCUUACGACUACCGCGGCAACACCGUGGUGUUCUCAGGCACACGCUCCGGCCGCCUAAAGAAGAUCCUCAUCAACUCUGUGAGCUCCUACAGACCAGCACUACUGUAUGAGAAUGUGGUGGUUGGGGAGGGCAGCCCUAUCCUGAGAGACCUGCUCUUCAGCCCUGACCAGCACUACAUCUACACACUCACCGACAAACAGGUGAAGCGUGUUCCUGUCGAGAGCUGUGAUCAGUACACUACGUGUUCCGAGUGUCUGGGCUCCAGAGAUCCUCACUGCGGCUGGUGUGUCCUGCUCAACGUCUGCUCCCGUAAGGACCGAUGCGAGCGGGCAGAUGAAUCCUGGCGUUUUGCCUCCAGAGUGGACCAGUGUGUCGACUUGACUGUUCAACCCAACAACAUCUCUGUCACCAUGUCUGAAGUCCAGUUGGUUCUUCAGGCACGGAAUGUUCCGGACCUGUCCGCAGGCGUGAACUGUUCCUUUGAAGACUACACCGAGACCGAAGCCAGGAUACAGGCAUCUCGUAUCUACUGCCUCUCCCCCAGCACUAAGGAGCUCAUCCCAAUCACUCGCCACCAAGGUGAUAAACGUGUGGUGAAACUCUACCUGAAGUCAAAAGAAACAGGAAAGAAGUUUGCUAGUGUGGAUUUCGUGUUCUACAACUGCACUGUCCACAAAUCGUGCUUGUCCUGUGUGAACGGCUCCUUCCCAUGUCACUGGUGCAAAUAUCGCCAUUUGUGCACGCAGAAUGCAAACGAGUGCUCGUUCCAGGAAGGCCGGGUCAACAUGUCUGAGGAUUGUCCUCAGAUCCUGCCCUCGACUCAGAUCUACAUCCCGGUGGGAGUGACGAAGCCCAUCACUCUGGCUGCCCGGAACCUUCCACAGCCGCAGUCAGGCCAAAGGAACUACGAGUGUAUCUUCCACAUCCAGGGAGAGACCCUCAGUGUCACGGCCCUGCGCUUUAACAGCUCCAGCAUCCAGUGCCAAAAAAUCAUUUAUAAUUACGAGGGAAACGACAUCAGCGAUCUGCCAGUGGAUCUCUCCGUGGUUUGGAACGGAAACUUUGUCAUCGACAACCCCUACAACAUAAAAGCUCACCUGUAUAAGUGCUACGCUCUGAGGGAGAGCUGCGGCAUGUGCUUGAAGGCAGAUCCACGCUUCGAAUGCGGCUGGUGUGUGCAAGACAAGAAGUGCUCACUUAGGCAGGAGUGCGCGUCACCCGAACACACGUGGAUGCACGCUUCGACCGGCAAUAGCCGCUGCACACAUCCCCGCAUCACCAAGUUGUUUCCUGAGACGGGGCCGCGCCAGGGAGGCACACAGCUCACCAUCACCGGAGAGAACCUGGGCCUGCAGUUCCGUGACAUCCAGAACGGCAUCCGCAUCGGGAAGGUGGCCUGCCAGCCUGUCGAGGAGGAAUACAUCAGUGCUGAACAGAUUGUGUGUCGUGUUGCCGAUGCUACAGGCUAUCGGGUGCAGGAGGCUCAGGUGGAGGUGUGUGUGAGAGACUGUCAGCCCGAGUACAGAGCCGUCUCCCCUAAAGCCUUCACCUUUGUGUCUCCGUACUUUACGCGGGUGAUGCCGUCCCGCGGUCCGUUCUCUGGCGGGACAAAGAUCACAAUCCAUGGCAGUCACCUGAACGCCGGUAGCGCUGUGUCCGUCAAGAUCGGUCUCAAUACCUGCCGCUUCGAGAGGCGCAGCGCGAGAGAGAUUGUGUGUGUAACUCCAGCGGGUUCGGCAAUCGGCGGCACUCCGGUGAUGGUGGACAUUAACUUCGCAGAGCUGAGGAACCCUGAGGUGAAGUUCAACUACACGGAUGACCCAACGAUAUUGAAGAUCGAACCCAACUGGAGCAUUACCAGCGGUGGGACUCCUCUGACUGUCACUGGAACUAACCUUGCCACCGUUAAGGAGCCCAAGAUGAGAGCAAAGUCAGGAGCCAUCAGAUCUAUCAAUAACUGCACGGUGGUCAAUAACACGGUGAUGGUGUGCCUGGCGCCCUCGGUGGCAGGUUCAGACUCUGAGAGAAUUGUAUCGGAGGUGGGCACCAGUCCAGACGAGAUAGGCUUCAUUAUGGAUAAUGUCCACUCACUGCUGGUGGUCAAUGAGAGCUUCACCUACUACCCUGACCCUGUGUUCGAACCCCUCCCUCCCACCAUGCUGGAGCUCAAGCCAGGUUCACCUCUCAUUCUCAAGGGGAAGAACUUGAUCCCGGCAGCUCCUGGUAACGCCCGGAUGAACUACACCGUUCUGAUAGGAGACGAGCCGUGUGUGUUGACCGUGUCGGAGGCUCAGCUGCUGUGUGAAUGGCCUGACCUCACCGGCCAGCACAAAGUCACUGUGCGUGUUGGAGGGUUCGAGUACUCGCCUGGUACGCUGCAGAUCUAUUCGGACAGCCUGCUCACUCUGCCCGCCAUCAUCGGCAUCGGGGCCGGAGGAGGCCUGCUGCUGCUCAUCAUCAUCAUAGUCCUCAUUGCAUACAAGCGCAAGUCCCGAGAUGCCGACCGCACACUCAAACGCCUGCAGCUGCAGAUGGACAACCUGGAGUCCAGAGUGGCAAUCGAGUGCAAGGAGGCGUUUGCUGAACUGCAGACUGACAUCCACGAGCUGACUCAAGAGCUCGACGGAGCAGGAAUUCCGUUCCUGGACUACCGGACCUACGCUAUGAGAGUGCUCUUCCCUGGCAUCGAGGAUCAUCCUGUGUUAAAGGAGAUGGAGGUGCCGGCUAACGUGGAGAAGGCCCUGACGCUGUUCGGGCAGCUCCUGAACAAGAAGCACUUCCUGCUGACGUUUAUCCGCACGCUGGAGGCCCAGCGCUCGUUCUCAAUGCGCGACAGAGGCAACGUGGCCUCGCUCAUCAUGAGUGCACUGCAGGGGGAGAUGGAGUAUGCUACAGGAGUCCUCAAGCAGCUGCUCUCUGACCUCAUCGACAAAAACCUGGAGAGCAAGAACCACCCCAAACUGCUGCUCCGCAGGACGGAGUCUGUAGCUGAGAAAAUGCUGACAAACUGGUUCACCUUUCUCCUGUACAAGUUCCUGAAGGAGUGUGCAGGCGAACCUCUCUUCAUGCUCUACUGUGCAAUGAAGCAGCAGAUGGAGAAAGGGCCGAUAGACGCCAUCACAGGAGAGGCGCGUUACUCUCUCAGUGAAGACAAACUGAUCAGACAGCAGAUCGACUAUAAGACCCUGACACUGCACUGCGUCAACCCAGAGAACGAGAACGCAUCAGAGGUCACGGUCAAAUGCCUGAACUGUGACACCAUCACUCAGGUGAAGGAGAAGCUGCUGGAUGCAGUGUAUAAGGGCAGCCCCUACUCUCAGAGACCCAAGGCAGGAGACAUGGAUCUGGAAUGGCGUCAGGGUCGAAUGGCUAGAAUCAUCCUCCAGGACGAAGACGUCACCACCAAGAUCGAUAAUGACUGGAAGCGCCUCAAUACGCUCGCUCACUACCAGGUUACAGAUGGCUCAGUGAUGGCUCUAGUCCCUAAGCAGAACUCUGCUUAUAACAUCUCCAACUCCUCUACGUUUACCAAGUCCCUCAGCCGAUACGAGAGUAUGUUGAGGACAGCCAGCAGUCCUGACAGUCUGCGCUCGCGGACCCCCAUGAUCACUCCGGAUCUGGAGAGUGGAACCAAACUCUGGCAUCUGGUCAAAAACCAUGACCACUCAGACCAGAGGGAGGGAGACCGCGGCAGCAAGAUGGUCUCUGAGAUCUACCUGACCCGCCUGCUUGCAACCAAGGGUACAUUACAAAAGUUUGUAGAUGACCUGUUUGAGACCAUCUUCAGCACGGCCCACAGAGGCAGCGCACUCCCUCUGGCUAUCAAAUACAUGUUUGACUUCCUGGAUGAGCAGGCUGACAAACACCAGAUAACAGACCCAGACGUCAGGCACACGUGGAAAAGUAACUGUUUGCCAUUGAGGUUCUGGGUGAACGUGAUAAAGAAUCCUCAGUUUGUCUUUGACAUCCAUAAGAACAGCAUCACAGACGCGUGUCUCUCUGUAGUAGCUCAAACCUUCAUGGACUCAUGUUCUACAUCAGAACACAAGCUGGGCAAAGACUCGCCCUCGAACAAGUUGCUCUACGCUAAGGACAUCCCCAACUACAAGAACUGGGUCGAGAGAUAUUAUUCUGACAUCUCUCGGAUGCCAGCGAUCAGUGAUCAGGAUAUGAGUGCGUAUUUGGCAGAGCAGUCUCGCCUUCACUUGAACCAGUUCAACAGCAUGAGUGCCCUGCAUGAGAUCUACUCCUAUAUCACCAAGUACAAAGACGAAAUCCUGUGUGCGCUGGAGCGGGACGAGCAGGCACGCAGGCAGAGGUUGAGGAGUAAGCUCGAGCAGGUGAUUGACACCAUGGCUCUGAGCAGCUGAUCAGGGCUCCGAGCAUUCACGACACACAAACUGAAGUCACACACUCCCCCGAAACACACACUGCAAAGAACUGGCGCAGUACACUGGAGCUACUACAGAGCUGGGCGCACACUAUUCGUCUGUGUGUGUGUGUGUGUGUCUGUCUGUGUGAGUGGGGGGUGGGUGGGUGUCAACAUGACGACACAUCACGGAAAACAUUUUGAUUGUUGUCAUUAGUGUAUAACCUUUUUAAUUAUUAUUUAGUUGUGAUUUGUGUGUGUGCUGGACCUCUUCACACGUAGAUACACACACACACACACACACACACUUUCUGCCCAUAAUUUUUGAAGACUCAAGAAGGAUGAAUUCUGGGAUGCCUACACUCCAGCCAUGCCUAUUUGGUCAGGUGUUGUCAUGACACACCCCGAGAGUUCUCGCAGAAGAUAAAAGGACAUUUCGAUUUGUGUGAUUUGUUGUUGAUUUUUAUUUUUAUGUUGUACAAAUGUAACGGACUGCCCUCUCUCUGCUCUUUUUUGCCACUCGUGUUACUGCUGAAUUUGCACAGUUUACAGAAAAAAAGUACAAAGGACAAAUCUUCAGAUAUUAUAUAUGUAUAUAAAUACUGUUACAUUUUCAGCCAAGUGAAAUCUACCAUUGAGAUUUUUUGCUAUGUUAUCACUGAAACACAAAUAGAGUCAACAAAGAUGAAUUAGAUAUUUAAGCAAAAGAAAAAAAAAUUACAUAGGAAGGAAAAAAAAAAAAAAUAAGAAAAUGAAUAAAAUGUUGUCCUGUGCCAUGUUUUAUUUGAAUGUCGUUUAGUGAAGAGACAUUUUGUUACAUGGGAAUGUGCUAUGAUUUUUCUUUUAAUAUGAUCUCUUGCCUGAUGACUGAAAAAAAAAAAAAUUUGUUUGGAGUAGAUAAAUAGUGCAGGUAAGCUAGGAUUAUCCAGAGUUUAGAAGUUAAAGAGCUCACUCUCGGGCUCUGUGAGAACCAAAUGCCGCUCGUCUCCCUCCGUCCACCGCGAUGUGUGUGACGGGUUGCCGCUCUUUCUCCAGUAUUCUUCCUCGUCAUGCACGAUGCAUGUGGAGGAAGAGCAGUAGAUUUACGCCAGCUCCUUUUUCUCUCAGUUUCUUGUAUAUAUGAGAGAGAGAGCGUGCAAGAGAGAGGAGGGUGAAGCUCAUAGCUUCAAGCUCAGAUUGGUGAGCGAGUAAGGGGAAGGAUGAAGGAGAGAUGGAGACUGAGAGAAAGAGGAGCUUUAGCCUCAGCUCAUUAAUGAGACAGGGCUAAGUAAUCCUGUUAGCCUCUGGCCUGACGCCUCCAGUGUGUGUUUGAUUUAGCCUGCUUCUUUAUAGAUGAUCUUUCUAAUCUCGUACGAGAGACGUGAUCUCUGACGAGAGGCUAUCUUAGAGUGUUUUUUUUUUUUUUCUUUUUCCUUUUUUCCUUUUUUGUUUUUCUUCCCAAAAUUCUUGCUUUAAUUUGCUUGCCUAAAACCAAACUGUGAUCUGUGGUGGAUUUGAUUUGGUGUUUCAAUUUUGUACUGCUCCAUUUUGUUAUCCCGCCUCUGAAUGUGCUUUACCAUUUGUACCUGAAAAGCUGUGUUUUUUGCUCAUCAUUUCUCUCCAUCAAACGUACAUGGGUGGUGCUGUGUAAGGUACGACUAUUUUUAAUUUAUAUGGGAGAAAAAAAACAAAAACAAACACAAGGUCACAUCCCAGCCUUGCUGGUGUGCCUGUAGCCCUGUACUGAGAGAGAGAGAGAGAUUAUGUGAAGUGUUGUCAGGCUUUUUGCUGGAAUAUUUUGAAUGGGACAAUGAAUUUCUGUUGAUGUUUAGAUUUUCCCCUUUGCUUAUGUAUCAGUGUUGUCUUCUAAGUUAUUACUUUUUCUCUUCCAUUCCCAAAAAGGCUUAGGGUACCAUCAGGUUCCUCAAACAUUCAGUAGAUACUUUUUUGCAAAAGUAUUUUUUGGACCAAACCAUCAGUUAAACACAGGUUCAAACAGGGUUGUUUUCUGCCUAGAGCACAUCAAGCCCUGACUCGAGUGCGAGGGCGAGCUGUCAGCGCUGGUUAGCCGGCCAACGUCCGCUAGUUCUGACACCUUCAUCCAUUUUUAACCAAGGUGAACGUGUGGGGAGAGAGAGAUAUCGAGAGACAGGCCGACGGAGAAAACCGCUUAGCUCGCAGAUGUGGCUACGCAGUGGGCCGUGUGUGUGUGCAUGUGUGUGGGUCUUUCUUUCUUUUUAAAUAGGCCAGUAUCUUCACCCUGCCAUAAGAUCUGGCCUAAUGGAAAUAGAUUAGCUUUGUGCAAGGAGCCCUGAAGCCGUUCCGCUAACCGCUAGCUGAUGAGCUAUCAGACUUAUGUAAUCAAAUGAAUUUUACAUUAGUCUACAUAGCGCUACACAGCUCAGCCUGUGCUCCUCACUCAGCCAGAGCGAAUUGAGAUUCUGUACAGCUGUGGCGAGAGUCGAAAAAGCGCUUCAUGAUUUGGCUCCGUCUGAGCCGCGUCGAGCUGCGUGUUGGGCUGAUGAUGGUGUGAAGAUGCAUCCAAACAUCUCAGGAUCUCCCUUUAGUCUCCUGUGUUGAUGUCGCCUUUUGGCUGUUCGAGAUCACACGUGUGAAAGAACAGCAAGUUUCCAAACUUUUUCCGAUUGGUGCGAGUAAGAGGCGCGUCUCACAGACUUUCGGGAGCGUUUUAUGUUUACUUCCACAUUGUGCACCCUGUGUAGAGAUCAAUGGAGCAAUCCUUUAUUUUCUCUCAGCGCUCAUGCUGAUCUGUAUAAAAAGGGUGAUGGUAAUAGCGGUGAGUUUUCAGCUGGGGAAAGAAAGCAAGCGUGCACUCGCUCCUUCAGGAU
Hemibagrus wyckioides is the source of this 8833-nucleotide messenger RNA. It is a transcript of the gene plxna1b, whose product is annotated as plexin A1b. The coding region runs from base 361 to 6006 and encodes 1881 amino acids. The record is from RefSeq and is a predicted model, not a curated record. Lineage: Eukaryota; Metazoa; Chordata; Actinopteri; Siluriformes; Bagridae. Gene Ontology annotation, cellular component: semaphorin receptor complex. Gene Ontology annotation, biological process: negative regulation of cell adhesion; regulation of GTPase activity; semaphorin-plexin signaling pathway involved in axon guidance. Gene Ontology annotation, molecular function: protein binding; semaphorin receptor activity. The transcript has 32 exons.